Messenger RNA from Spea bombifrons (plains spadefoot toad), 1181 nucleotides. RefSeq names its product family with sequence similarity 78 member A (gene FAM78A). The record is from RefSeq and is a predicted model, not a curated record. Lineage: Eukaryota; Metazoa; Chordata; Amphibia; Anura; Pelobatidae. The transcript has 3 exons. Bases 190 to 1173 code for a protein of 327 amino acids.
ACAGCAAGGAAACCCCCCAAAUGAUCUCUUACUGGGGGAUCCAGGACUCAAGGGUCUCAUCCAGGAUCUCCAAGAAGCCACAGGCUAUGGGACUGUCUCCUGUCUCCUGCAUGCCAGCAGACUCACAGGUACCAAGGAAGCAAAGAGGCCGAUUGCUGGCAGCGCUGAGAUGCUUGUGAUUCUAGCUCUAUGGAUAUAGCACGGGAGAUCCACAAUAUUAUCGUCAGACAAAGGGAGGAAGAGUUGGACGGCAGAAAUAACUAUCGCCUCUCAAUGCGUCGCCUCCCCCAAGACUGUUUGAACCUGCUAGAGAUUGCCCUGGUGUUAAAUACCAUGGGAUGCAUUCAAAGCCUUAGCUGCAAACCCAAGGUCUUCAGAGAGUCCAUCGCUGUCCUGGACGUCAAAGCCUCCAUCGACCCCACUCCCACCAGCAUCGACGAGUCGUCCAACGUGGUCCUCAGAUACCGGACGCCCCAUUUCCGAGCCUCUGCCCAAGUGUUAGUGCCUCCCGUUCCCGGGAAGGAGACCUGGAGAGUUGGUUGGAUCCAGGGCUGCAACCAGAUGGAGUUCUACAACCACUAUGGAGAGCUUGGCAUGUCCAGCUGGGAACUGCCAGACCUUGAGAAAGGUAAAAUCCCGGUUAUCAGCGACUCCGAUGGAGUGAACUACCCUUGGUACGGCAAUACCACAGAGACCUGCACCAUUACUGGACCCACCAAACGGGACACCAGGUUCAUUGUCAGCAUGAAUGAUAACUUCUACCCAAGUGUAACGUGGGCUGUCCCCGUCAACGAGGGGAAUGUACCCAAGUUGACGGCGAUCCACAGAGACCAGAGUUUUACCACUUGGCUGGUGGCCAUCAACAUGUCUACUGGUGAGCAUGUAAUCCUCCACACUAUAAAAUGGAGGAUGAAACUGGAAAUAAAAGUCGACCCAAACCUGCCCUUGGGGCAGAGAGCCAAGCUCUGUGAGCCUUUCACCCAAGAGUCGCCGCAGGUGCUUUCCAAAAACGAACCCAUACCGCCCAGCGCGCUUGUAAAACCCAACGCCAACGAUGCCCAGGUACUUAUGUGGAGGCCGAAGGAAGGACAGGCAGUUGUGGUCAUAGGCCCCAGGCACCAGCGGAUCAAAGAAGAUAAAACCAACAGGCUGCUCAAUGGACGACAUGAGUGAAUGCAAAA